Molecule: messenger RNA, 5831 nt
Organism: Salmo salar (Atlantic salmon)
Lineage: Eukaryota; Metazoa; Chordata; Actinopteri; Salmoniformes; Salmonidae
Product: C-type lectin domain family 4 member E
Source: RefSeq, a predicted model, not a curated record
AUGUCUAAGGCCAUCUAUGCUGAGCCAGAUAUGACCACGAAGAAAACAUUGUUGGAGAUGUCUGAUGCCAUCUAUGCUGAACCAGAUAUGCCCAAGAAGAAAACAUUGUUGGAGAUGUCUGAAGCCAUCUAUGCUGAGCCAGAUAUGACCAAGAGAUUUGACAGAGGUGAGAUGGAGGAAAUGAUUGUGGAUAUCUACGUCAGUGCAGACACCCUGAGAGACGGUGAGACCAGCACCAAGAGAGAAGAGACAGCAGACACUGCUCCUAAUAAUGGACCAGGAGACCAGAACUCAGGCCAGCUAGAGUCCAGUUACAACAACCUGACUGAGGAGAGAGGCCAGCUAGAGUCCAGUUACAACAACCUGACUGAGGAGAGAGGCCAGCUAGAGUCCAGUUACAACAACCUGACUGAGGAGAGAGGCCAGCUAGAGUCCAGUUACAACAACCUGACUGAGGAGAGAGACAAUGUCCAGGCUGGGCCCCUGAGCAAGGAGACACUCCUAAGCAAGUACCAUGAUGUCUUCAACGCACCGGUCGAGUCAGUUCCCGGCGAAGUCCACUUUGAGUUGGACGCAGCAAUCCAGCCUGUCCAGUGUGCACCCCGCGAUGUACCAGUGGCCAUGAAAGCAGCUACAAAGGCUCAGCUUGACAAAUACGAAGCAGAUGGCCACAUGAUAUCCGUCACCGAGCCUACAGACUGGAUAAGUAAUAUGGUCAUCGUCAAGAAACCAGACAGGCUACGGAUAUGCAUUGAUCCUAAACACCUCAACCGGGCUCUGAGACGCUCAAAUUACAUUAUGCCCACGUUGGAGGAUGUUCUUUACAAGCUCCCAAAGGCCAGAGUCUUCACGCUCGUGGACGCCAGAGAUGCCUUCCUGCAGUGCAAGCUCGACGAGCCCUGCAGCUACAUGACCACCUUUUGGACACCCUGGAGCAGGAAGAGGUGGUUGAAGCUCCCGUGGCUCCAGAGGUCAGAUGACAUCCUUGUAGUGGGCUGUGGGGAGAGUGAUGAGGAGGCAGAAUGUGACUAUGAUGCCAAGCUGCUGGCCCUGAUGGUCAGAUGCAGACAGGUCAAGCUAAGGCUAAGCAUAAAAAAGCUUCAGUUUAAAGUGCCAGAGGUCCGCUUUCAUGGGCACAUCUUGUCCUCCACUGGAUUGAAGGCGGAUCCUGAAAAAGUGAAGGCUGUCUUGGAAAUGCCCCACCCAUCUGACGUGAAGGCAGUGCAGCGCUUCGUCGGAUUCGUCACCUACCUGGCCAAGUUCCUACCGCGGCUCUCUGAAGUGUGUGAGCCACUAAGGAGGCUCAUGGACAAGGACACCAUCUGGCAUUGGCGCCCAAAACAUGACUCAGCGGUGAGGGAAAUAAAACAACUGGUCACCCAGACACCUGUACUGCGAUACUACGAUGUGUCAAAACCUGUCACGAUUCAGAGUGACUCAAGCCAGUAUGGACUUGGCUGUUGCCUCAUGCAGGAGGGCCAGCCUGUGGCAUUCAACUCUAGGGCACUCACCCCAACAGAGCAGAACUAUGCCCAGAUAGAGAAGGAGUGCCUCAGCAUUGUGUUUGCAUGCCAACGCUUCCACCACUACCUGUACGGGCGCGACAAUAUUACCGUAGAGACGGAUCACAAGCCCCUUAUUGCUAUAUUCAGCAAGCCUCUCCUGAAUGCCCCGAAACGACUGCAGAGCAUGCUACUGGCCCUACAAAACUACAACCUCAAGGUGGUGUACAAGCCAGGGCCAGAGAUGUAUGGCCAGCCAGAUAGGGUAAUUUCAGACAAUGGACCCCAAUUCUCCGGAGUUGAGUUCCGAAAAUUUGCUGCAGAUUGGGAAUUCGAGCACGUCACUUCAUCACCACGACACCCAAAAGCUAAUGGGAAGGCGGAGUCCGCAGUCAAAAUCGCAAAGAACCUCUGCAAAAAAGCUCUGCAAGAGGACAAAGAUGCCUGGAAAGCAAUCCUGCAGUGGCGCAAUACCCCGACAGAGGGCAUGGAUAGCAGCCCGGCCCAGCGCCUCAUGGCACGGCGCUUAAAAGCAGCUCUGCCAGUAGCCAGCACUCUCCUGGAGCCAUGUGUGGUGACAGACGUGCUGGUGAAGCUACGUCACAGAAGACAGGUCUCCAAGUUCAUCUAUGACAAAUCAGCAAAAUACUUACCCGAGCUCAGGGUGGGUGAAACGGUGCGGAUGAAGCCACUACCAGGGGACCGGACUGGCCUCUGGAGACUCGGAUCCUGUGUACAGAAAGUGGCACCACGCUCCUACUUGGUCGAGGUGAAUGGAUCACUGUACCAUCGUAACAGGGUUGACCUUCGGAUUGCUGAGCCAGCACCUACUCAGAACCCUGAUGGUCAAAGUGGUCGCAUGACAAAAGACAGAACCCCAGCAAGUCACAUGGGGCCUGAGGCACUGGGCGAAGAGCCAGGGGAUCACAGGUCGGCCGCUCCCUCGCCCAUCAAUACUCCCCUUGGACAGUCAGAUAACAGAGGCAAUGAGACUGCAGCGAGAGACCAGCUACAGACCAGUUACAACACCCUGACUAAAGAGAGAGUCCAGCUAGAGACCAGUUACAACACCCUGACUGAAGAGAGAGGCCAGCUACAGACCAGUUACAACACCCUGACUGAAGAGAGAGGCCAGCUACAGACCAGUUACAACACCCUGACUAAAGAGAGAGACCAGCUUCAGAAGGAAAGAGAUGAUCUCAUGAGAAAGUUCUCUAAUCUGAAACAAACCUGUCCUGAAGGCUGGCAGAAGUUUAACUCCAGGUGGUACUUCCUGUCUACAGUGAAAAAAACCUGGGAGGAGAGCAGAGAGGACUGUCUGGAGAGAGGAGCAGACCUGGUGAUCAUAAACAGUGAUAAGGAACAGCAGUUUCUCUUUGGCCUCAAUAAGGGAGUCUGGAUUGGUCUGACUGACUCUGUUACUGAGGGGACAUGGAAAUGGGUGGACGACACCCCACUGACCACCCCAAGUUACUGGCACUCACAGCAGCCUGAUAAUGGUCGUGACGACCCAAAAAAUGGGGAUGAGGACUGUGUUGAGCUGAACACAGAAACCUGGCCUCCUGCAAAGGCAUGGAACGACCAGUCAUGUUUAGACAAUCGUCAAUGGAUUUGUGAGAAGGUGUUAAGAUGGCCGGCAUACAUCAACAAAAAGGUGAUUGAAUUAAAUGAAGUUAAUGAACAAAACCAGAACAGAGCAACGAGGAGCGUGAAGACUGAGACCCAUCUCUCAGAUAGAAGACUAAGACUCUACAGGCUGGCUGCUGUGUGUUUAGGAGUGCUGUGUGUUCUACAAGUCAUUCUCAACAUCUCCCUGAGACUGGCUUUCUAUAACAGAGGCAAUGAGACUGCAGAGAGAGACCAGCUACAGACCAGUUACAACACCCUGACUGAAGAGAGAGGCCAGCUACAGACCAGUUACAACACCCUGACUGAAGAGAGAGUCCAGCUACAGACCAGUUACAACAACCUGACUGAAGAGAGAGGCCAGCUACAGACCAGUUACAACACCCUGACUAAAGAGAGAGACCAGCUACAGAAGGAAAGAGAUGAUCUCAUGACAAAGUUCUCUAAUCUGAAACAAACCUGUCCUGAAGGCUGGCAGAGGAUUAUCUCCAGGUGGUACUUCAUCUCUACUGAGACUGCAACCUGGAAGGAGAGCAGAGAGGACUGUCUGAAGAGAGGAGCAGACCUGGUGAUCAUAAACAGUGAUAUGGAACAGCAGUUUCUCUUAAGCUUCAAUAAGAGAGCCUGGAUUGGUCUGACUGACUCUGUUACUGAGGGGACCUGGAAAUGGGUGGACGGCACCCCACUGACCACCCCAAGUUACUGGUACUCACAGCAGCCUGAUAAUGGCCGUGACUACCCAGAAAAUGGGGAGGAGGACUGUGUUGAGUUGAACACAGUAACAUGGCGUCCUGUAAAGGCAUGGAAUGACCAAUCAUGUUUACUCAAUCGUUACUGGAUUUGUGAGAAGGUGGUUUAACAACACCAUGACAACAGAGGAGGCUGGUGGGAGGACGCGCACACAUACAGCACCUUACACAUGUACACAACUUCAUUCUCUCUCUCUCUCUCUAAGACACACACACCAACACACUGUAGGUACUGUACUGGGGGAUAAAACAACCUGAUAAUUGUGAUGUACCAGGAUAGACUGUAACUAGGACUGUGCUGAUGGUAAUAUUGGGUAUUCUGAGCCUGUAGAUAAAUAUUAUGACAUAGCAUUUACCUAUACAGUAGCUCAUUAUAUAGAGUGCUACAGUAUCUCUCUCUAGUUAAACAGUGUGUAGACAUACUGUCAUCUGUAAAAUGCUUGCAUUCAUUAUUUUAAAAAGAAACAUGUUAUGUGAUUUGCCAUAGGCUUGUGCUUUUUUCAUAAUCAAUUAUUAGCAUAAAUCUCUUUAGUUCAUCUUCUUACUAAGGCUCAGAUUAAGUAAGAAAGGAACCUAGCAGGUUUACCAGCUUCCUGAUUGAAUGUGAUUGGAUUGUUUAAACAAUGUGACUUGCAGUUGGACACAGACAGAAGGCAGAACAGUACUGAGAGGAUACACACUGCACGCAGGCAAACACACACACAGACACACGUGUGAAGUUCCCCUUUUCUGAUAAAGAUGCAGACAGAUGUCCCACACACAUCUCUGACUAACUUUUCACACUGAUGUCACACACACACACACACACACACACAGCAUAGAUAAAAGAAAAAGGCCCCUAUCGAUGGCAUAGAGAGAGUACGAGCCAUAAUGUGAACUCCAUUUGAAGGCUGUGGAAGCCACAAACAGGCCUAUCAAAGUGAUAGGAUGAAAGGCUGCACUCGACACUACUUGUUGUGAAGCAGCUAUCAUGUUAUAUCACUGUGUUUAGAAUAUCCUGUGAGGUCUAACAACUUCCUGCUUGAAGGUGAUUGGAUUCUUAAAACAUUCUAUCAACUGUAGUGGACCACAGACAGACAACAGAGAGGAACCUGGUGGAGAUGCACAUCAGAGUAACUACUCAACUACUAGUCACUGAAGUUAGAAUCAUACAGUAGAUAUUACCAUUAGGAGUCAGUUAGAAAGGUAAUCAUACAGUAGAUAUUACCAUUAGGAGUCAGUUAGAAAGGUAAUCAUACAGUUAGUUAACUUCUUCAGAAUCCUGAAUUUCCACCUGUCUGACGUGCCCAAAGUAAACUGUCUGUUACUCAGUCCCAGAAGCUAGGAUAUGCAUAUAGAAACACUCUGAAGUUUCCAAAACUGUUAAAAUAAUGUCUGUGAGUGUAACAUAACUGAUAUGGCAGGCGAAAACCCGAGAAAAAUCCAUCCAGAAUCCAUCCUUUUUGGGAGGACACAGCCACUUUCAAUUGAAGUCUAUUGUCCAUUCAAAUGAAUAGGACCCAGAUUGCAGUACCUAUGGCUUCCACUAGAUGUCAGCAGUCUUUAUACAAGGUUUCAGGCUUGUUUGUUGAAUAAUGAAGAAGUAGUAGAGGAUAUUCCAGAGGAAGUACAAUAGGUUUGUUAGUGUUUUUGCGCACGUGAAUGAGUGUGCGCACUUUGUUCUUCAUCAGAUGACAACCCUAGGACAUUAUGUUAUACAAUACAUGCAUGUUUUGUUCAAUCAAGUUCAUAUUUAUAUCAAAAAACAGCUUUUUACAUUAGCAUGUGACUAGCACGUUGUUACACAGGUAGGUGAAUCUUUAAGGUUCCGGUGAAUUUACUAAAUUACUCACGAUAAACGUUCACAAAAACCAUAACAAUUAUUUUAAGAAUUAUAGAUACAGAACUCCUUUAUGCACUCGCUAUGUCCGAUUUUAAAAUAGCUUUUCUGUGAAGGCACAUUUUGCAAUAUUCU